UCAUACGUGUUAUACUCUGUAUAAAAAAAGGAGGGGGGAAAUUUUAUUUUUAUUUAAAUUUAUCGCAUUGUGCACAAAUAAGUCCAUAGAUAAUCAUUAACGUUAACUAAGAUAGUUUGAAGUGAAUGAUUUAAGUUAUCGACACAUAUAACCUAUUUGCGCUAUUCGCUCUUGUUACAAAAGUGAUACGAAAUCGCGAGAUUUUUUCGUUAUUUAUAACAAUGAAAAUAGAGAAAUUUAUAAAAUCCCGCUUGAACAGUCGUAUACACGGGUGACGAGCAUUCUUAUAACACGUAGAAGUGCGCGGAACGCAACCAUGUGCUUGGAGCGGCAAGUAAGCGGUCUGGCUCCAAUAUCACAUGUCUCACGUUCAAAUCCUCGGGAGUCGGCUUUUUUUCUCCUCAUUUUUUCCCUCGUAUUUUUCAUUAUUAAAAUAUCGCGAGAUGAGUUGUGAGUAUAUAUCAGACAGAUUAAAACAAUAAUUAUGUUGCAGGUUAAAUUAAAUCUGUUGCAGCAUAGAGAUUCAAUUUUCACAAUUCUCUUUGACAUCGAUUUUUAUUUUGCAAAAGAGAGAACAGUUCAUCCGACAUGUCGUUUAAGAAAAAUAAAUAUUUAGACAGGUAUAAAACGCAUGACACAGCAUUCAAGAGGGAUACAAGGAUGUCUUCUCCAUCUGACCUUACGAGGCUACAGAGUGUUUGUAUCAAUGAUGCAGCUAGUACAUCUACUUCAAACGAAAGCAUUCUGUUAUCAGACACAGAGAGGAGCCAUAACGAACCACUGGAUGUUCGGUAUCCUGACAUUAAAAAUAACAAGUGUAAGAGCACGCCCAUUAUUCUACAUACGCGCGAUGAGAGCUGUGCACCUGAAAGUACAUCACUUCGUCCUCAUCAAAGUAAUUUUACAGAAGUUAACAGAUCUGACAGUAUAAAGCAGCAGAUAAUUGUAGGAAGAGAAAAUGUAGUGGGAAGAAGUAAGGCAAAUUUAAAUAGCAGAAACAAAGUACCUGAAUCUUGUAAGUUAAUUACUCCCCAGAAUGCUGCUUGUAAAGUGGAAUUAAUACCUGAAUGUCUUAGUAGAACAGCAAAUUUAGAUUAUGAAUCAAAGACAUUUUGUAGAAAGAAACUUUCAGCUUCUGUCAAUAAUAAACCAAGAAUAUCGUCCAUGGAAACAGAAGACACAGAUGUUCCGACAACAUCUAGAGAUGAUAGUACAAGCAUUCUAUAUUCAUGCACGAUAGAGGACGAUAUUUGUUUAAUCAAUAACGAAGAUGUGCCUGAUAAAAAUAAAAAGGAUUUUCAGCGAGAAAAAAUAAACAACCAUAUGGUAGAAAUUUUCCCAAAUAAUUUAUCCCAAAGAUUAACUGAUGAUGGCACUUUGUCGACGAAAGUGCGACGUCAAACUGUGUCAAAUGAACAGCACAGUACUUUAUUAUGUGAGAGAACUACAGCGAAGGAUCGAGAAACUAAAAAUAUUGAGAAUGGAGUAACUGCACUACCAAUUAAGCCAAUAAGAUCACUGUCUUCAGAUUUAAAAGCUUCUGUCAAAGAUAAUAAUAUGAAAUCGAAAUUAAAGAAUAAAUUGCCAGGUUCGUCGCAAUCAUUCUCAGCAGAAAUGCAAUCGACAGUGCUAGAUAAUGAUCAAAAGGUGAUGGAAGAAAGUACAGAGCUUAGAAAGUCAGUCUUAUUUCACGGGGAUACAAAUAUGUUAGUAUUCGAUUCACCAAGUGAAAAUAAUGCCAUACAAAAUAAUGCAAUAGAUCGAGAUAUACAUUCGGCAAGUGACAUAAAUGAAGAAUAUAAUGAACAAGUUCAGUUACUUGGAGAUCCAAAUGUCAAAAGAAAAAGAGGUAGACCUAGGAAAGAGCAAGUCAUUUUCAAUAAUGAAAAUAAGGAGAGAGACGAUGAUACAUCGCGAGAGAUUCCCGAUACUUCGAACGAAUCUAUGACACGUGAUAAGAGACAAGUUAAUAAAAUUACGGUCACCUCCAAUGUAUGUGAUUUCAGUGACGAGAGCGAUGGUCCGGAAGACAAAAUUAUCGUCAGGAAGCGAGGUCGUCCACCUGGUUCUGUAGGCCGGGGUCAAAUGCGUGGUCGAGGACGAAAACGAGGACGCGGUAAAGGAAUGUCACAAAAUUCCUUAGAUAGCGAGUAUAUUCCAAGAUUAACAAAAGACGUUUCUCAAUUGGGAACAAAGAAGAGUGACAAAAUAAACGAUACUACUGUGGAUUCAAACGCUUCAAAUGUUGAAAAAACUAUACAAUUGGUAACUUGUGCCAAGUGCAACCAGGAAGUGCCGAAGAAACAAUGGUCUUCACAUAAAUUAUAUCAACAUAAUAAUAUGGCUUGGCAAAAAGACGAGGAACCAUUGGAUUUUGAAAAUGACGAAAAAUUGUUGAAGAAAGUAUUAGCUGCCGCUCUUAAACAAAGAAAGAAAUACUUAAUUUGUGAAAAAUGUGAAACUGCGAAACGGAGUGUCAAUGGUUUUAUAUCGCAUAUGCAAUUUUGUGGUAAAUCAGAAGAACAAAAGAAAGCAUUAAUGGUAACAUGUCCCAUUUGCAAAGCAGUUAUGAUGCCUUCCUCUGUAGAAGUACAUGAACGCUAUCACAGACAAUUAGAGCAGAAUAAAGAUAAGGAAGUAACUGUUUCAAUAGAAAGAACUAAACGAAAAGCAGCAGAGAUAGCGGUACCAAAAAUAUUGGAACUCACCAAAACUUUGAAAGAGCAAAACCCAAGCACGAGUAAUGUGAUACGAACACCGAAAAAUAAAAAAGUACCAAACGUUUGGAAAGCUAUGUGGAAAAAAGAAUUAGUUUCAAAAGGUAUCGUAUCGUGUAAACAACCGGGAUGUACUUUUACGUGCUCCUCUUUUGAAACUAUCUGUGAGCAUUGCUAUCAAUGUAAUUUUGCUCCACAAGAGAAUUUUAUGUGUAAAAUUUGCAAAUUUUCUGCGGAUUCUAAAAAUAAAAUAGUAAAUCAUAUAACAGAAGUUCAUUCCGGCAACAAUGACUUAGACAAAUGUUCUGAUUACGAGAUAGAGGAAGAUGAUUACUCAUCAGAUGAAAGUAUAUCCGAAUGUGAUUCAAGAAAAAUUCGCGUGAAAAUAAGCUCCGAAAAUACAAGAAUCUCCAAUAAAAUGCAAUUCUUAGAUAAAGAGACGCUGCAAAGCCCGCAAUCAACCGAAGCUUAUAAACCAACUGUACGUUGGACUCUGGAUUUUGAGCUGACAAAUUAUGAAUUAGCGUUGUUCAAAGAUGAUAUGCCAAAUUGCUUUACAUUAUUGAAAAAUGAUGAAGCUGCAACGUAUUUCCCAAAUCUAACGAUUUCGAUGGCCGUCAAACAUGUGGGUGUCACUUCGUCGAAAAAUGGAGAAAAUUCUAACAAUGAUAAUUGGAUUCGCAUCAAUAGGUUCGAGGGUGAUGUCUACAAAGAUGUGCCAACAUUUUUUGUCGGCGGUCCUGUAUGGGCGUUAGCAUGGUUACCCAUUCCAUCACCGAUGUUUUCCAAAAACCCAACUCAAUACGUCGCAAUUAGCACACAUCCCACGAUGGAAAGUCAAUACUCGGUAGGAAAAAAAUAUUCGGGACCAAACAUCAUACAAAUAUGGGAUGUCGGACCCUUAGAUCUCAAUUCUAACAGCGAGAACAGAUCGCCUGUUUUAGCUUAUGCGAUUGCACACAAUAGCGGUACAGUUUGGUGCUUAGAGUGGUGCCCGUCGGGAUGCUAUCAGGAUAUCGAGUUUGACAAUUAUAAAAUGAACGAAAGUAAGCUCAGACGAAUGGGGUUGCUUGCUGCUGCGUGCUCAGAUGGAUGUAUAAAUAUUUAUUCGCUACCAUUUGCGGACGAACUUAAGUUCGAAAAAACGGAAGAUAAUUUGUGGCCGAUUUAUAAGACUGAUCCGGUAAUGACAUUGGUUGUAAAUAUUCUUAUGUAUGACGCUAACAAACAAGAUUGGCAAUGCACUAGACUGUCGUGGACGAAGGAACACGGGCACAGUAUUAUAGCGGCAGGUUUUACAAACGGUUAUAUCGGAUUGUGGCAUCUUACGACUACCUCGUCUCUGUUGCUCACCCAACGACAGAAUACAAAAUUCAUAGACACAUUCCAUCAUUUUUUUGCUCACUCUAAUGCGAUUACCAUGGUGGCACUGGUCCCAUAUGGCAACAGUCGAUUUCUUGCUUCCGCCAGUGUAGAUAAAUCGUAUAAAUUUUGGGACUUGGAAGACACGACUGUACCACAAAGUUGUGCGAAAAAGGGUAUAGUAGCGAACGGUGUGUGGAUGAUGCAUUGGCCGUGUGCAAUUCUUAGCUUCGACGAUGCACUGGGAUAUCAAUAUAUGCAUUCCUAUGUAAUGCCACUGAGAGAACACGGAUACAAGUUUUGUCCAAUUUUAGCAACUAACUCACCAACUUACGGCGUCGCAGUUUCCGAUCAUGCUAACAGUAUCGCACACGGCACUUUAGCUGGCGAAGUAUUGACAAUUUUUCCUCACCAAUUAUUAUAUAUGGAAAAAAUAUGGCCUAGAAAAAGACAGUUGAACUCUUUCAUUGAGACAGUGGAUUUCUUAAAGGAACAACAACAUAACAAAGAUAAUAAAAGUAAAGAAAAGAAUUGCAAGGAAUAUCACUACAUGCCGAAAACCUACGACGAAUGCAAAGAUCGUUUUGGUAUCGUUUUUCAUGAUAAUUUAUUGGAUUUGAAAAAAAGUGUUGCUCGGAGUAAGCACAGAGAUAUUCAGAAUAAUGGCAGGGCUGUCCCUAUCGAACAGUAUCCAUUUACUUCUGUGAACAGGAUGGCUUGGAAUCCAAAUGCGUGGAGUUAUCUGUGGCUCAUAACAGGCUAUCAAAAUGGCUUAGUGAGAUUGUUAAACUUCAAGUGUAUGUCUAGGUCCCGUGAACUGAAUACUCUGCUACCGACGCACGUGCAGUCUGUGCUUGCCAAAAAAGAACAAAUUAACUAAACAAUAGUUAAUUUCGCGGCUUACUCUUUAUAUGUAAAAAAACGCAAGACUUGUAUAUAAGCAUUUAAAUUAAAUUUUUAUCAUGUAUC
Solenopsis invicta (red fire ant) is the source of this 5048-nucleotide messenger RNA. RefSeq lists its product as uncharacterized. Gene Ontology annotation, biological process: transcription by RNA polymerase III. Gene Ontology annotation, molecular function: protein binding; DNA binding. The coding region runs from base 589 to 4959 and encodes 1456 amino acids. Gene Ontology annotation, cellular component: transcription factor TFIIIC complex. NCBI's taxonomy places the organism in Eukaryota, Metazoa, Arthropoda, Insecta, Hymenoptera, Formicidae. The transcript has 20 exons. The record is from RefSeq and is a predicted model, not a curated record.